UGUUCCCUUUCCUUUCAAAAUUGUACUGAAACUCCAAACAUAACCAGGUACGUUUCCGCCUGCAAAGUGUUCGACAAUAAGUCUCUUAGAAGUUCCGGUGCACUGUAAAAGCACACACUCACAGCUCGCCGCCAAAUGAGAGGAAGCAUAGGAAGAGCACUCUCUCUGCCGAACCCCGUUAACUUUUCCAAUGCCGCAAGACAAUCUUUAAUCCCUUUCUCCAGUUCCUCCUCUCCCGGCGGCGGUGGCGGUGCCGGUCGUGGCCGUGGACGCGGUUCUGCUUCCACGCAGUUUGACUUCAUCGCCCCAGGUAAGCCCGGGCCCGACCAGUCCGAGUCGAAUCCGGACCCGACUCCUCCUGGACAUGGACACGGGCACGGCCGCGGCAGACCCAUCCCUUCUUCCCCGACUCUGACCCCCAACUUCUCUCCCUUCAUUUCGUCCAUCAAACCCCCACCAGCUGGCCGCGGCCAUUCAGUUCCACCGCCGCCAGACUCGGCGCCCAAGCAACCCAUUUUCUUCAAGAAAGAAGACGGGCCUACACACGUUUCGGCCGCGGCUGAGAGCUUCCCUGAUCGGAAUCUACCUCCGAGCAUAAUCCCUGGACUGUCCGGCAGCGGUCGCGGAAAACCCCUGAAGCAACCGAUCGCUGAGGCGCAAGUUGUUGAGGAGAACCGGCAUGCCCGGGCCUCCCGAAAAACCCCAGCUCACGCCCCAGGUGAAAGAGGUGAAAGAGCGCAGAGGUUGACCCGUGAAGAAGCAGUGAAAAACGCGGUGGAGAUUCUGUCGCGCGGUGGCGGCGGCGAGGGUGACGGCGAAGAGAGCAUUGGUGGUGGCAGAGGAGGCAGAGGGUUCAGAGGGAGAGGUGGGCCCGGGCGGGGCCGAGGAAGAGGGAUGUACAGAGGGAGGGGGAGAGGGAGGGGUAGGGAGUCGAGGGACGAUGGGUAUGGGGCGGGGCUGUAUCUGGGUGACAAUGCGGAUGGGGAGAAGCUGGCGAAGACGCUCGGCGUUGAGACCAUGAAUCAAUUGGUUGAAGGGUUUGAGGAAAUGAGUGGGGCUGUACUGCCUUCGCCCUCGGAGGACGCGCUUUUGGACGCCAUGGACGUCAAUUAUUCGAUUGAGUGUGAGCCGGAGUAUUUGAUGGGCGAGUUUGAUCAGAACCCGGACAUUGAUGAGAAACCGCCAAUUCCGCUGCGAGAUGCACUUGAGAAGAUGAAGCCGUUCUUGAUGGCAUAUGAGGGGAUUCAGAGUCAAGAGGAGUGGGAGGAAAUCAUGAAAGAGACAAUGGAGAGAGUUCCAUUGAUGAAAGAGAUUGUCGAUCACUACAGUGGACCGGAUAGGGUAACUGCGAAGCAACAGCAGGGAGAGUUAGACAGGGUUGCAAGAAGUGUUCCUGUCAGUGCACCAGAUUCUGUAAAGCGGUUUGCUGACCGUGCAGUUCUUUCUCUUCAGAGCAACACCGGGUGGGGAUUCGACAAGAAAUGCCAGUUCAUGGAUAAGCUUGUGGGGGAGGUUUCCCAUCUUUACAAAUAAGGGAAAUUGUUAAGAUAAUUAAAAAAACAUUUUUCGGAAUUUUUUGUACAAGGGAAGCGACCUUCCUUAAACCCCCAAGGGAGCCAAGGAUAUAUGGUCAAGCACGUUUGGAAUCUUUGCUUGGAUGAGAAGUAAUUGAUUUGGUGUAAUUGGGUUUUCUUUAGAAAUAUCUAGAUUUUUGUAAUUUGAGAUAACCUAGUGGUGGAUGGCAUGGGGCAAAUUGUUGAAUUUCACAAGUAAUGCCUGUAAAAAGUUUUCCUUGAUGGUAAUGGAAUGGUGAUAAA
Corylus avellana is the source of this 1817-nucleotide messenger RNA. Its product is annotated as hydroxyproline-rich glycoprotein family protein. NCBI's taxonomy places the organism in Eukaryota, Viridiplantae, Streptophyta, Magnoliopsida, Fagales, Betulaceae. The record is from RefSeq and is a predicted model, not a curated record.